Messenger RNA from Sclerotinia sclerotiorum 1980 UF-70, 4164 nucleotides. RefSeq lists its product as hypothetical. The record is from RefSeq and is a predicted model, not a curated record. The transcript has 4 exons. Lineage: Eukaryota; Fungi; Ascomycota; Leotiomycetes; Helotiales; Sclerotiniaceae. Bases 1 to 4164 code for a protein of 1387 amino acids. Gene Ontology annotation, molecular function: nucleic acid binding; RNA-DNA hybrid ribonuclease activity.
AUGAGACACAUAUCCGAUACGUUCUCAACCCUCCGCAUUAUCGAUUACAAACUAUACAUUGGGGGAAUGGACUUUGCAGGCUGUGCUUUGGUUAGUGAGCUGGAAACGUUCCCUUUCAAUGCACAAUUCCUGAUGGAAAAGAAGGAAAUCUGGGACAAAAUCCUUGAUGCCGAAAGAAUACAAAUCGAUAAACCCUGGCAUAAAGUCAUCAUUCACAAAAUCCCAAUUCAGGAAUUCUCAGGUCUGAAAGGUAUGGACCUAAUCAAAGAGGAAGUCAAUACCUUCAAUCCAGGGCUCAGUAUUAUGGGUACUCCUUACUGGCUUACCAAUGCCUCCAAGAGAGCCAAACAACAAGAUGGAGCAAUAGUCAUUGCAUUUGCUACACAAAAAGAAGCAGAUAUAGCUAUCCAGAAAAGGCUAUAUAUUGCAGGCAUUAGUGUUAGAGUAGAAAGAUUCUAUCCAUCUACUCCUUCAUCCCAAUGCAACAGAUGCCAGGGAUUCGGCCAUAACGAAUCAUACUGCAAAAAACCUCCAGCUUGCGGACUUUGCAGUAAUAAUCAUGCUACAGUCGGUCAUUUCUUCAUUCAAGAACCCUGGAUCCUCUCGAAUCCUGAGAAAGACUUCUCCUCAACCAGAUCUAUUGCCCACUCUAGCUUCUCUCAACUCCUCCCAAAUAAUCCUUCGAACCUGCGUCCCCGAACUAUGAUCUACAUUUCAAAAGGAUUCAAACCGCUAGUAGCCCUAGCUCCCAACUCCCCUAAUGAUCCAGAUAUUCAAAUCAUUGAUAUCACUCAAGGAAAACAUACAAUACAACUCAUCAAUAUCUACAAUGAAGCGGACCAAGCCAAAGAAAAAGGCCACACCAUCGAAAGAUGCCUUUACAAUACCCCUCUUACUCAUCACACCAUCCUCGUAGGAGAUUUCAACUCCCAUCACCCUUGGUGGGACCCCUUCUCUAACAAAAGCUCAAAUGCCGACCUACUCGCCGAAUGGUUUGAGGAUCACAAUCUCAUUCUAUUUAACGAACCAGGCACGAGCACCUUUUAUCGAACAAAUAUGACAAAUCCAAGUGUCUUAGACCUUACUUUAGCCACAGAUUCAGUAUCUCCCUAUAUCACUGAUUGGCAAGUCCUCCCGGAUCUUGGAUCAGAUCACUUAAGCAUUCUCUUUGAAGUAAAGGGCACUUUAUCCCGUACAACGAAUAUAGCUCAGCCAGCAAGAUUCAAUACAAAACUUGCGGAUUGGGAAAAAUUCGCGAAUACCCUCAAAUCGAAAAUAUCGAUAUCAACCACCUUAAAUUCGAGUGAAUACCUUAAUAUCGCUACCUCAGAAUCCAACUCUCUUGAUUCCCUUCUCGACAAGAGCCAAUACAUACAAGUAUUGGAUGAAGCUGCAAAAGAAUUCACCCGAAUAAUCACUUAUUCGGCUGAAACCAGUAUACCGAGAAUCAAGUCCACAAAAAGAGCUAAACCCUGGUGGUCCCCAGAGCUGAAAGCCCUUCGAAAACGACUCUCUAAUGCAUUUGAGAACGCCAAGAUUUACCCGGAAGACGAUAUGUUCAAGAAAAUCUACCAGUCAGCCAGGAAUCAUUACUUCCAAGCUAUUAAAACAGCAAAGAAAAACCAUUGGAAUGAGUUCCUUGAAAAAGAGGAUACCCAAUCCAUAUUCAAGGCAAUGUCAUACACAAAAGAUAUACAAACCGAACGAAUCCCGAAUAUUCGAUCCAAUCCCUCUAAACUAGAAAAUUCUUUCGAGGGAAAAUGCUCUGCAUUUAGAUCGACCCUAUUUCCUCCUCCUCCAUUCACCCCACCGCCCAAUUGGGAAAGCUAUAAACAAUCUAAGAAAUGGGAAUGGCCUGAUCUCACAGAGAGCGAACUCCUAAACGCGUGCUCUGCAAAAAUCAAAGGAAAGACCCCUGGCCCCGAUGGGAUCACUCAAGAUAUCAUUAUUCAAGCGUACAAAGCAAUACCAAAAGCAUUCUUCACCCUCUUCAGUCAUCUUAUCAACCUUGGUUACCAUCCUUCUUGCUGGAAACAAGCCACUGGAGCGAUACUCAAGAAACCUUCAAAACCAGACUACUCGGCCCCAAAAGCUUAUAGAGUUAUCGCCCUACUAAAUUGCCUUGGCAAAAUAAGUGAAAGAAUUCUAGCUCAAAGGCUUAGCUACUUAGCGGAGACUACGCAAUUACUUCAUUACUCUCAAAUGGGUGGAAGACAAAAGAAAUCAGCCAUCGAUACAGCAAUCUUACUCACUACCGAAAUCGAAAGAAAUUCAAGAUCCAAGAAGAAAACCUCAACUCUCUUCCUGGAUGUUAAAGGCGCCUUUGAUCAUGUAUCUAUGAACAAAUUAUUAGAUAUCUGCAAGAAUCUAAACCUCCCAACCAGCCUAAUCGCCUGGAUCUCAUCUUUUUUGAAGGAAAGGCUACUCAAGCUCUCAUUCGAUGGCCAAAUUGAAACCUUCAAACCGAUCAAUACCGGGAUCCCCCAAGAUACGAAGACAGCCUCAAUCAAGCUUCCGAACGAGGAGAUAAUUCAACCCUCAACACUAGUCAGAUGGCUAGGCAUAUGGUUCGACCCUGGCCUCAGUUUCAAACAACAUGUCACAAUCCGAGCUACCCAGGCUAAAACCUCAUUCUACCGAAUGGCUAGACUUGCUAAUUCUGAAAAAGGCCUUAGUCCCAAGGCAAUGAGACAGCUCUAUAUGGCAUGCGUCACCAGCAUAGCUGACUACGGUUCAAUUUUAUGGUGGAAAGGGCAAAACCAAUUCAAGAAAAUCCUUCAAUCCUUGCAAAACCUCGCCCUUCGAAAAAUCCUAGGAGUAUUCAAAACCUCACCAAUAAAACCAAUGGAAAUAGAAGCCGCAUUGUGCCCUCCAGAAGUACGGCUAAAUGCUGGAAUCAAACAAUACGCAUUUAGAUUAUUGAAAAUCUCGCCUUCUCAUCCUGUCAAUUUAGUAGCUACAAAGCUGGCUACAGAAAAGGAGAAUCAAGAUGUAGUUGCAACCCCUCAAAGAAAGCAAUUAAAACCUACUCAACUCGAAAAGAUCAAAAAUUCAAUUCAGAAAGACUUCGAUCCUCUCACUUUGGAAGGAAUCCAUCAUUUCUACUUUCCUCCUUGGAAGAAAGAAGUUCCAUAUAAAGUCAAUAUCAGCAAAUUAGGAAAAGAAGAAGCUGCGAUGAUUCACAAUCUGGCUUUCAAAUAUAGGUGCAAAAAUACCAUUACAAUAUACACCGAUGCCUCAUCCACUUUAGAGGGAAUAGGGAUUGGAAUCGGGAUAGCGGUUAUCUUACCAAAUGGCCGAAUUUCUCAUCAAGAGACUAUCAAUAUAGGCGUGAAUCAGCUUGUCUAUAAUGGGGAGCUCCUAGGAGUUACUAAAGCGAUCGAAUACGCAAAUUCAAUAGCCCAACCAGGAAACAAGUUCAAGAUAUACUCAGAUAAUCAAGCAGGAUUAUUCCGGUUGAAAACCCCCUCCGAUUUACCUGGUCAAUCAUGUCAAAUCAAAGCUAUAAAAGCUGCGGAAGCUAUUCAAAAUAAAGGAGCCGAAAUCUCUCUCAAUUGGGUCCCUGGACAUACAUCUGUACAAGGAAAUGAGCUAGCUGAUUCUCUUGCAAAAGAGGCGACCAAAAUACCAUCCUCAUCUCACGAAACCAGUUAUGCCUCCAUUGGAAUGGAUAUAAAAAGAAUGAAAUCAGAGAACUGGAUAACCAUCCUUAACACUAACAACUUUCAUCAACCAUCGUCAACAUAUUCAAGAAACUACCCCUGGAAGAUCAGCUCAAAAAUCAGAAUUCCAGGAAACAUCAAAAGAAGCACAAUCUGUGCUCUGUUCCAACUCAAAAUUGGACACGGAUACUUCAAAUCUUAUUUGAAACGAUUCGGUAUCUCCUCUAAUGACAAUUGUAGAUGUGGGGGAAAGGAAUCUCCUGAUCAUCUUCUGCUCAGUUGUCCUUUAUAUAAAAUGGCAAGGAAAACCCUCAAUAAGGAUAACCCCACAGUCCGACCUACCAUGAAAUAUCUGCUUCACACUAAAGCAGGAAUCAUCAAGACCCUCGAAUUUAUCGAGGCGACGAGAAUAGCCACCAGAUCAUGGCAUCUCAAUAGAAUGCAUGAAGAAGAAGAGGAAGAAGGCGGAGAAGAAGGGGGUGGACCGGAAGAUUGUGAUUGA